AUGAAUGAAAAUCGGUUUAAUUUUAAUAAUUCAUUAUUAUCUUCAACAGAUUUUCAAUGUGUUUCAGCAGUAAUUGCUAGAACUGAUACACAAGAACAAUUUAAUACAAUAAUGUGCUUUCUUUCUUCAUCCAAACAAUAUAAUACUAAAAUAAAUAUUCUAUCAGCUCAACUUCUACCUAUUAUGGCAUCAUCUUGGCCAACAACAACAACAAUGUAUUAG
This is a messenger RNA of Adineta steineri, 222 nucleotides long. The record is from the annotation of a GenBank genome assembly. Lineage: Eukaryota; Metazoa; Rotifera; Eurotatoria; Adinetida; Adinetidae.